UUUUGUUUUCGUAAUUAAUUAUGAGGCAGAAGCAGAAGGAUCCGACGCGCGGAUAAAGGUAGAAGACGAACUCACGAAGCUGAUGAAAGCUCAGCCCUAAACGCUGUAGCAAAAGCAGAGCCCGAUGUCUCGUCGGGAGCGUCGCGAUUCCGAUUCCAGGAGACGCCAUUCUAGGUUCGAUCGAGAACCUAGCCCCAGGAGAACCAAAAGGAAUGAAAGACAAGAAAGGGAAAGAGACAGAAGGGAAAGAGACAAAGUAAUUAGUAGCGUCAAUCAUGAAAAUGGAAUUGGAAACCUCACUGACCGAGAUCAGAAACACCGCCACGAGCUACAUGUUGCCUUACCUCCAGAGGCCCCUUCAGCUCGUGAUCCUAAGCAAGAAGCGCGGGCUGGGAACAAAGAUACUGACAAGAAACCAAAAGUUUACAAUGGGGCACCUAAACGUCCAUCUAAUCCUACUGAAGUCCCAAGAUCUUCCUCCUAUUUUCAGCAUGAUGAACGCAGCAGUACUGGGCAUGUCAGACGAGGCUCUGGUCGAAUGGCAACUGGUGAACGUGGAUGGUGGAAGGACUUGAGGGAGCAGCUAAUUGAAAAGGAGACAAGCCACAGAAGAGAGCAAAGAGAUGAGAAAUCACGAGCCAAACCGGAUGAUCAUACUUCCCUGAGAAAAGAUGCUCUUUCUGAAAGGAUAUAUGAUCCACCCCCAACUACAAAGAAGAGGCCUGCAUUUAGGGAGAGGAAGAUUCCGGCUGAUCAUGAACAUGCAAAACCAGUAGCUACGGAGACAGCUAAGUCAAACCAAACUGAUCACCCUCUGGAAAGGAACGAAAGGAGGGAAGAAAAACGCUACAAUCCUCGCCAUUUGGAUAGACCCGAUAAGCAGCAAUAUGCAGGAGACAGAGCACCGAACAAGAAUGAAGCUAGGAGAGAUGUAUUUUUAUCUAGAGGAAGGUACAAUGGCAAUUACGGAGGAAGAGAUAGAUUUCAUGGGAGAGAAGACUUUCAUUUCAGUAAAACUGGUGUUGACAAGUGGAAGCAUGAUUUGUAUCAAGAGGCUAGCAAGGAUCCUGUUCCCAAGAAUGAGGAUGACCAGAUUGCGAAGCUGGAAGCGCUUUUGGCUUCAUAAGCAUCAAACAACUUUUAAGCAUUCGCUAUUCUCAUUAGUGCCGUCACAGAGAUCAUUAAGUAAUUUUUGGUUCGUUCGGGACAAUUUCCAGAGAUGAAUACUUCACCCACCUGGUUCUAGAUUUAUAAGUCUGUAAAUUGUGUCUGCACGCUCUGCACUUGUUUGAGACGGUGAAUCUCCCUAAAAUGAUGUGUUAAGUUUGGCUUUAGCUAAUAUUGGAGUUUAAAUCUUUUUAUUU
This is a messenger RNA of Neltuma alba, 1364 nucleotides long. RefSeq lists its product as uncharacterized. The transcript is spliced from 4 exons. The record is from RefSeq and is a predicted model, not a curated record. Bases 125 to 1126 code for a protein of 333 amino acids. Lineage: Eukaryota; Viridiplantae; Streptophyta; Magnoliopsida; Fabales; Fabaceae.